This is a messenger RNA of Vicia villosa (hairy vetch), 1464 nucleotides long. RefSeq lists its product as uncharacterized. Bases 1 to 1464 code for a protein of 487 amino acids. Lineage: Eukaryota; Viridiplantae; Streptophyta; Magnoliopsida; Fabales; Fabaceae. The record is from RefSeq and is a predicted model, not a curated record. The transcript is spliced from 3 exons.
AUGCAUGCAAGAAAAUCAACUGGGGGAUCUGUUCCUGAAACCUUUUGUGUUCAAGGUAGAGAGGGUUCUGCUUAUGUUCACAAUGCGAUCGCAGGUAUUGUCACAAGAAUCUUGAAUGAAGGGCACAAGGUUGAUGGGAUAUCUGUUCCUCUAGCCCAGAUGUCUGCCUCUGAGAACAGCAAAGAUGAUCAAGAUGGUCAAGAUGAUGCUAGCAAAGAUCAGGGUGAUGUUGAGACAUCGGUUGAUAACAUUGAAGAGAAGAUCCCAGGUGGCAAAGACGUUGAGACAUCUGAAGCUGUUAAUGUUGAAACAUCUGGUACUAAAGAUGCUGAAAUUCCUGAGCCUGAGAAAGCUGAAGAGGUUCCUGUUGCUGUUUCUAAAGAAACCCCUAAUGAAGGCCCUACUGUGCAUGAUGUGGUAAAUCUGGAUGAUCUGGAUGAUUCUAUUGACAUUGCUGAUGAUGAACUCAUCUCUAGCAUCUCUCAUAGAGUCAAGACUCGUAAGGGCAAACAGGCUUGUGAUCAAGAUUUCUCCAAACCUCAGGUUACUCCUCAAAAGAAGGUCACUAUAAAGAAGGACAAGAAGGUCCUUACUGAACCUUCAACCACAGGGAGCAAGGCUACUGAAUUUAUUGUGAAUUUGUCUCAAGAUUGUUGUGAUGGAACAACUGAUGAUUUUCAUAAGGUGUAUGUUAGAAGAAAGUGUAUAGAUUUUUCCCCUGCUGUUAUCAACCUAUAUCUAGGUAGAGAUGCUGAGGCUCAACCUGAGCUUGAAGUGACUGAUAAUGAGGUUUGCAAGGUAAUCACUGGUGGUAAGGUUAAGAAGUGGCCCAUAAAGAGCAAACUGUCUGCUAGUUCUCUUAAUGUCAGGUAUGCAUUGCUGCACAAAAUUGGUGCUGCUAACUGGGUGCCUACCAAUCACACUUCCACCAUUGCUGUUGGCCUAGGAAGAUUCAUAUAUGCUGUGGGAACCAAGACAAAAUUUGACUAUGGGACCUACAUAUUUGAUCAAACUAUGAGGCAUGUUGGUACCUCUGCUACCAAGCUUCCCAUUGCUUUCCCAUCUCUGAUAUGUGGAAUAAUCCUCAAGCAACACCCUGGAAUUCUGAAAAGUAAAGAUUCUAGGUCUGAUGACAAGACAUCUGCUGGGACAUCACAACCCAGCAAAUCUGUGAACAAAGCUCUUCUUAUUGCUGAGCUAAAAGAGACUUGUCAAGAGUUGGACAACAGGAAGCUGAAACUUGAAAAUCUCAUCCACAGUCUUGAGCAGUCUACAGAUGAUGAUCUUGCUGGUGAAAAGGGUGGUGACAAUAUGGAUGAAGACAAAAAGGCUGAGGAAGAAGCUGAGGAUGCUGAGGCUGAGGGUGCUGAGAGUGGGAGUAGUGAUGCUGAAUGGACUAGUAGCUCAAGUGAUGACAAUCCUGGUGGCUCUAGUGAUGAAGACAGUGAUGGGUCUGAUGAUUAG